GCUGCAGCAGGAACUCAUGCGCGGCACCAUCUACGAGCACGUGAGCGGCGGCGACCCCAAGCAAAUCCCGUCGCUGACGUACGAGCAGUUGCGCGCCUUCCACGCCAAGAACUACCACCCGUCCAACUGCUGCUUCUACUCGUACGGAGACUUGCCGCUCACGGACCACCUCGCGUAUCUGGACCAGGAGAUCCUCAACAACUUCGAGUACCGCACGGACUCGGCGGCCACGCGCGUGAACACGGAAGGCUUCAGUGUGCUUAGGAAGACGAAGGAAGACCCAGAGCUCAUCGUCAUUCGGGGCCCCAGCAGCAACAUGAGCGGCGAGGCGGCCGACCCGAACACCAAGUUCUGCAUGAGCAAGUUCGUUGACGUCAGCUCCACGGAUCCGUUCCCGACCUUUGUGCUGCGCAUUGUGGGCUACUUGCUUACGCACGGCCCGGCGUCUCCUUUGUUCAAGGCGCUGAUCGACUCCAACCUCGCCCAGGAUUUCUCUGUGGGCACGGGCUUUGAUACAUCGACGUACUACCCUACUUUCGGUGUCGGUGUUGAGGGAAUUGAAGGCGGAGAAACCGCUGUGCCGGCCAUUCGCAAGGCCGUGCAUGAUGCUUUGGAGAAGGUGGUGGCGGAGGGCUUCGAGAAGGAGCGCGUGGCCGGACUGCUGCACCAGUUGGAGCUGAGUCUUAAGCACAUCACCGGUAACUUCGGUCUUCAAAUGAUGCACGGUAUCAGCUCGGUUUGGGCUCAUGGCGGAGAUCUGAUCAAGAACCUGCAGCUAAACCCGCUGCUCGAACGCUUGAACGAAGAGAUGGCGCGAAACCCGAAGUUCCUGGAGAGCUACGUUCGCGACUACCUUAUGCGCGACGACCUGCGCGAGGUUCAGAUGCUGAUGCUGCCUUCUGAAGACUUUGUCCGUGAUCAAGAACGUCGCGAGCGCGAGAAUCUGGCCGCUAAGCUUAUUGAGCAGUCCAAUUCGGAUCUGGAUCGUAUCGCUCGCACGACCGAGAAGCUCGAGCGUCACCAGCAAAAGGAGCAGCCUCUGGAAUGUCUACCCACGCUUACCCUGGACGACAUUCCAAGGGUCGAGGAAGGCAACUUCGACCACAUCGACAAGACGCAGCUCAACUCGACGUCCGCAGAGUUCGUGCGCGUGCCGUCCACUAACGAGAUCUCGUACUUGCGUCUCCUCUUCGACAUGUCGGCGCUUCCUCAGGCGUACCACCAGUACAUGAACGUGUUCACGACGGUGUUCGGAUCCCUGGGUACGUCGCGCUACGCGUACGACGAGCUCCCGACGGUGAUUGCGAAUUGCAGCGGCGGUGUGUCGUGCUCGGCUAUGACGGCGCCAUCGCUGACAGACGUGCAUGGCGAGCCCAGCAAGCAGUCGAUGCUCCUGGGCACGAUGUGUCUGCCGCACAAGGUGGACGAGACGCUGAGCUUGCUGCACAAGUUGCUAACUGACACCCAGUUCCUGAGCGAGGAGAAUCUGCGUCAGCUGCGUCUCAUUUUGCAGAGCAGCGCUUCCACCGCUAGUAGCAGCAUCUCGUCCUCUGGCGCCGGGCUUGCUGGCACGCGCUCGCGUGUCGGCCUCACACCUGCUGGUAUGUACGACGAGCUGUACAGUGGCCUCACGCAAAUCGAGCAGCUCCAGAAGUGGGCACAGUGCUCUGACGACGAGCUGCGUCGGAUUGCUCGUGUGCUGCAGGAUAUUGCGCGCGUGGUGUUUUCGCCCGACAACCUUCGCCUCUCUGUCGUUACGGAGGACAAGCUGCGGUCUCAAGUGGAGCAAUCCCUCAAGUCCAAGCUGCUGGAGCCGCUGGCGGGGUCUUGGUCGCUGCCAGACGCUUCGUCUCUCACGCUUGCGAAGGAGGAGCUGAAGCUGCCUGCUGUGUCGCCCAAGAACUACUUUGCGUUCCCAGUGUCCGUGAACUUUGUGGUGGAGACGCAGCCGUCGGUGUCGUUCACGCACGAGGAUCACGUGCCGCUUACCGUCUUAGCUCAGAUCAUGUCGUCCUGCUAUCUGCACCAGCAGGUGCGUGAACAAGGCGGAGCAUACGGCUCGGGCGUCUCCCAGAACGAGGGCUCCUUCUCGAUGAGCUCUCACUACGACCCCAACACAUUCAAGACGCUCAACGCGUACGCUGGCGCUCGUCAGUGGGCGGCCAGUGGAGAGUUCUCGGAUCGGGAUCUUCAGGAAGCGCUGUUGUCGGUGUUCGCUAGCGUUGACGCGCCCAAGACGCCGUCCAUGAAGGGCCGUAUGAGCUUCCUUCGCGGCAUCACGAACGACAUGCGCCAGCGCCGUCGCGAGCAGUACCUCUCGUUGAAGCGCCAGGACCUCGUGGACGUCGCGCGCAAGUACUUCAGCGAGGACGCGCCCGAGAAGCGCACCGUCAUCAUCGGCAAAGACGGCGACGACCUGCACGAGUUCUCGGACAAGGGCUUCGACGUGCAGCGCUUCUCGUCGCCGGAGCAGUAGACAAACCACGCAUGCUGGCGUGGUCUCUUAGAGCACUAGAAGAGCUUGGAACUCACUGGUUACAACACGAUUUCAAGCAUAACUAUAUAUUUCGUUGCGGCGCCACGCCUCGCCUCGCCUCACCUCGCCUUCCUUGGGUCACGGUGGUGCACGUGCACAUUCAGUCUUCAUCUGCCUGGCUGCGUCAGUAGUGGUAAUUGUUGUUCUCCUCCUCGCCCGAGAUCGUGCGGCAAAUGGGGCAGUCGAAGCGGGUGCGGUACCAUUCGUUGAUGCAGUGCUCGUGGAAGAAGUGUCCGCACGGAGAGAGCACGAGCCGGUUGCCGUCCAGCUCGGCCCACUCGCAGAGGCAGAUCGGGCACGAGUCCGAGUCCACCUGCACGUCGCGCGGAUCCACGUACUUGAGCUGGCGGAUGGAUCGGACGUGCUGCUGCUCGUGCUCGAUCGGGAACUGCAGGAACUCCUUGACCAUGAACCUUGUGGACGCGAUCUCGCUGCAGGCCUCCACCUCCUGCUCCGCGGCCAGGUACUCGCACAGGGCGAUGAUGAACUCCUCGAGUCCGGCGGUGCGGCGCCCCACGAGCGCCGACGGGUCCUUGAACAUGACGAUGCGACGAGGGAAGCCGACGUCCUUGAGCUGGUCGCGCACGGCGCCGCACACGGAGCAGCCUCGGUGCUUCUUGUGCGCCGCGAGCCGCGCGAGCAGCCGCUUGCGCAGGCGGUAGAACUCGGAGUAGCGCUUGCACACGACCCACUUCUGCUUGUAGUAGUCGCUCGUGAUCUCGAGGUGGUACACGUAGUAGUUGCCCGAGGCGCCGCGCACGAGCACGGCCUGGCAGCGCAUGGCCAGCUGCGUCAUGGACUCCUGGUGGAUGCGGUGGAUGAGCACGCGCUUGGCAGCCAUGCCCUGGUCGGCCACGAGGCCGAUGGGCAUGUCCUGGAAGCGCUGCUGGCCCACCGAUUUGGCCGGCAGCCGGUAGUGCGUGGCCUCGGGCUGCGGCGCGAACUGCGCGCCGUAGAACGACGUCAUGUCGCCCUCCACGUCCUCCACGUCGACCGACUCGGCGGCCGACACGGCGGGCGGCCGCUGCUGCCGCUGGUUGUCCUCGGCCCGCCAGCGCGCGGCGGCGCCGCCCUUGGCGUUCGGGCUGCUGCUGAACAUGCUGCUGAUGUCGUCGUUGGAGCGCGGGCUGUCCUCCAGCUCGCUGUCUAGCCACUCCACGUCCUCGUGCGCCAUGGUGUCGCCUGCGUCGGGUACUUGUGUCGGUGUGCGAGCGCUC
This is a messenger RNA of Phytophthora sojae, 3753 nucleotides long. RefSeq lists its product as hypothetical. Gene Ontology annotation, molecular function: metal ion binding. The coding region runs from base 17 to 2476 and encodes 819 amino acids. NCBI's taxonomy places the organism in Eukaryota, Oomycota, Peronosporomycetes, Peronosporales, Peronosporaceae. Gene Ontology annotation, biological process: protein processing. The transcript has a single exon. The record is from RefSeq and is a predicted model, not a curated record.